Messenger RNA from Sorex araneus (European shrew), 738 nucleotides. It is a transcript of the gene RAMP2, whose product is annotated as receptor activity modifying protein 2. Lineage: Eukaryota; Metazoa; Chordata; Mammalia; Eulipotyphla; Soricidae. Gene Ontology annotation, molecular function: coreceptor activity. Gene Ontology annotation, cellular component: cell surface; membrane; signaling receptor complex. Gene Ontology annotation, biological process: receptor internalization; regulation of G protein-coupled receptor signaling pathway; angiogenesis. The record is from RefSeq and is a predicted model, not a curated record. Bases 94 to 597 code for a protein of 167 amino acids. The transcript has 4 exons.
GCGGCGCGGCUUCCUGCGGCGGGGGCCGCGGAUAUAGGCGCCCCAGCCCGGCCCGCCGCCGCGCCGCCGCCCUCCUCGCCUGCUCGCCGCGCGAUGGCCUCGCUGCGGGCCGGGCGCGCCGCCGGCCGCCCCGCCGCGCUGCGUCUCCUGCUGCUGCUGAGCGCCGCCCUGAAGCCCCAUGAGUGCUUCUCGCAGCCAGACCCCACCCAGGACACCUGGGAGUUCAAAGGGAAAACAGCAGAGGAGGACUAUGAGAAUAUCAUUCAGCUUUGCUGGAAGUAUUAUAAGAAUAACAUGGACCUUAUUGAAAAGGACUGGUGUGACUGGGCCAUGAUUAGCAGGCCUUAUAGCGAACUGAGAUACUGUUUGGAGGGUACCGCAGAGGAGUUUGGCCUGGCCUUCCCCAACCCCUGGGCUGAACGGAUCAUCUUGGAGACUCACCAGAUCCACUUCGCCAAUUGCUCUCUGGUGCGGCCCGCCUUCUCAGAUCCUCCCGAGGACAUACUCCUGGCCAUGAUCAUCGCCCCCAUCUGCCUCAUCCCCUUUCUUGUCACCCUUGUGGUGUGGCGGAGUAAAGACAACGAGGCUCAGACUUAGGCUUCUCGGCCUACCUACCUGGCCCCCUCUCUCUCCCCUCCCGGUCCUUGCACUCCCCAGUGGAUCAGUGGACAAAGGAGCCAGUCGGAGCUCACUGUAUAAAUUCUGUAACCUCCAAAAUAAAGCCUUUUGUACGCCGUC